This is a messenger RNA of Xenopus laevis (African clawed frog), 1359 nucleotides long. RefSeq lists its product as uncharacterized. The transcript has 7 exons. The coding region runs from base 163 to 780 and encodes 205 amino acids. The record is from RefSeq and is a predicted model, not a curated record. Lineage: Eukaryota; Metazoa; Chordata; Amphibia; Anura; Pipidae.
CUCUUGGAUAAUUCACAAGAAGUUUGUAAAAAUAGACUUGCAGCUUUUGCCCAGUCUGCUGCUUCAUGAGGUUAUCACUGCCCCAUCCUCCAACACUAUAACCACAGACUGUGAGUGUGGAAAGAUCAGUCGCACAGUAAAGUUAGUGAGAAGAGGAGCAGGAUGAGCCUAAAGACUCAGAACCUGGAUGAUCCAAUUACAGUCACUGAUUUAUUACUGGACAAGCAGCAGGCACAGUCGGAGGCAACACAUGAAGAAGACUAUGAAGGACAAACAAGACACACGGACAGCAGACAGACUCAAUCCCAUAGUGAUAGAGAGACUUUACCGAAACAUAAAAAGAUUAUCGGGAUCGUGGCUGGAGUCCUAGUUAUUGGUUUAAUAGUUGUAGUUCCGAUUGCUGUGAAUUCCUCCAGAACCGGAAACCCAGUAUCAAGCGGCCUAUCUACUAAUAUUUUGGGAAAUCAAUCAGCAGAUUCUAGUUUAUCUCCCGAAGAACCUGAUUGGAAGUCGUGCAAUGGAGUAAAUGUUAAUAUUUCCAACCAAGAAUUGUCCUUUAAAGGCAGCCAAGAUCACUGUGCCAAGUACCAGGCCCGACUGCUGGAUAUGAACUCUGCCAAGACCAUACAGGACUGUAUCAUGGACAAUGACGACUACUGGAUUGGACAGGACUGUGAUUUAACCAUGGAUUUAACCUGUAAAGUUUUCAGCAACGAGUCUGGAUUUGUGUCACUUCAUCACAGCACAGAGAGACGGUUCAUUUGCAUUAAAAAUGCAUAAUGGCAUUAGAAGGAGAGAUUGAUUCUCAAGGACACAGAUAUCUUCAUUGAUCUUGAAAAACUCCUCAACGAAUGUCUUACUUGUUACCUCUUUUAUUGUGUUUCCUAUUUUGUUUUAUACAGGAAAUUUCAGAAACUUUCAGCCGUUUGCCAUCAUGUAUAAUUAAUUGUAUUAAACCCAAACACAUGGGGGGGGGGGGCUGGGAUAUUUGUAAAUAGGUGCAUUCCAAUAAUAUUAAAAGCAAUUUUCUACAUCCAGUAUCUCUCUUGUAGCCAUUAUUGUAGCCAUCCGUUCUACUCCCCAUGCUUGUUGAGUCCAUGUUAACCUUUUCCAAAUACAACACACAACCAGGAGAGGAAUUUUCUCUCAUAAUUUAUGUAAAAUAUAUUAAAAAUAAUCAACUUUGUCCAGUAUAGAAGUGUUGGAGGGGGGUAAAAUGGAUUAUUUAAAUAAAUUGUUUAUAUAAAUUAUUUAACUAAAGUGUUACUGUUCCUUUAACAUUGUAUUUCUUUUCUCACUGAUCUACGCCUUUAUAGUUACGCCCUAACUAUGUUCUGCUACAUUCCCUCAUGGAGAAUA